AGCUGAAAGCAAAAGCUUCCAAUAUUUACUUUCCCAAUUUUCUCUCUCUGAUUCUGAGUCUCUGCAAAUCCUUUGCUUCUAUUGCUCAAAAAGGUUCUUUUCUUCACUGUUUCCACCUGAAAGAAGAAAAGCUUGAGAAUUUCUCCAAAAGCAGCUUCAAUGGCGACAAACCUUUCUAUUUCAGGUAACCCAAUUCCAACACAUUCGCUCUGAUCCAAACAUUCCACGCCGCAAUGUCUCUUUUAGGGUUUUUUUGGGUUUCCCCUUUUAUGGAGGAGAAGUCCUUCUCUCUCUUUCUCAAUCCCCAUCCCUAUCUCUAAUUCCUGGAAUUCUGUGAAUUUCUGCUGAGAUUGCUAGGGUUUCAGUGAUUUCUCAGACGGUAACUGACUCUGCGCUAUUUCUUCUUCGAUUACUCUUAACUCACACCUUUGGCUGCCUUCGUCAGUGAUUUGCGGUAGCAUCCGUCAUUUUUUGGGUACUCCGAUGUUGAAUUUAGUUCCCCUUUUCCUGGAAUUUUGUUGACUUAAGAUAAGGGUGGUGUUUUGCGGUGGAACCCUGGUCCUUCGAUUUAGCUCGAUUUUGUUGGUAUUUGGGGAAUCUUUGGAGAAGUAUAGUUUUGUAGUUAUGUGCGUGGGGUUAAUCUAUCAGAACUUGUGGGGGGAUAUAAAUGGAUGUUUUUCUCAACUUUGUAAUGGCGGAGAAGGAUAGUAAGCUUAGGAGUAUUUGUUUUGGGCGCUGUCGGUGGAUGGAAUUAUAGCAUCAAUUGCUAUUUGAUUUCUGAGAUUGUUGUUGAUUAUUCAAUAUGGAAAACCCCUUUCCAUCCAAGGAGGAAGGGAUGGGGUAUUGGGGGCCCUCCAGAACUCAGGCCGAUGCUCUGACUUUUACUGACGCUGGAAUGAGGAUUCCUAGUCCUGAAGAUGUGCUCCACAGCAUCUCAGAGCUGAUGAGUUUUGAUACUUAUGCAGGAUGGGGCAACAACUGUGCAGUAAUGGAUCCGGUUUUCACCUCUUGUGGAAUUUCGUCGAUUCCGCCAACGAGUACUUGCCCUUCUAUGGAGGGCUCGACUUUCCCAGAAGGGGGGAGCCAUGAAAUCCUUCCUCUGAAUGAACUUGGUGGAGCUUCCAUUUCCAUGGCGAAUUCUUUUACCUGUGGAGAUGAGGUUACGUUUCAGCAGCCAGAUACUGAAUUUGGGGUAUCUGAUGUUUCGGACAACACAAAUGAAUCAGGUUCGAAUUCAAAUAACGUCCAAGACAUGGAUAGUUGUUUGAUUUCUAGGCCGCUUGGUUGGUCCCUUGAUGAGAGAAUGCUGAGGGCAUUGUCCUUGUUUAAAGAGUCUUCACCUGGAGGUAUUUUGGCUCAAGUCUGGGUGCCUAUGAAGCAUGGAAACCAAUUCUACCUGAGCACCACCGAUCAGCCGUAUUUGCUCGAUCAAAUGCUCACUGGGUACCGUGAAGUAUCGAGGUGGUAUACAUUCUCUGCAGAAGGGAAACUGGGUUCUCUCCUUGGACUUCCUGGUCGUGUUUUCAAUUCCAAAAUUCCAGAAUGGACAUCAAAUGUUAGAUAUUACAGUGACGCUGAGUAUCUGAGAAUGGAACACGCAAUCGGUCAUGAGGUUUAUGGAUCAAUUGCCUUACCAAUAUUCAGUAAUGAACUUGAAAGGUCAUGCUGUGCCGUACUUGAAGUUGUUACUACAAAGGAGAAGCCCAAUUUUGAUGCAGAGAUUGACAUUGUUUCCCGAGCGCUGGAGAUUGUUAGCUUGAGAACUAUUGCACCGCCUCGACUAUAUCCUCAGUGUUUGAAGCAGAACCAGAGAUCUGUAUUAGCAGAGAUAACAGAUGUGCUACGCGCUGUAUGUCAUGCACAUAGGCUACCUCUGGCACUCACCUGGAUUCCUUGCUGUUAUACCUUGCAAGCUGUUGAUGAGGCUGCUAGAGUUCGUGUGAAGGAGAACGACGUCAGCCCAAAGGGGAAAUCUGUAUUAUGCAUUGAGGAAACAGCGUGUUAUGUGAAUGACAAAGCAACUCAAGGAUUUGUGCAUGCGUGUAUGGAACAUCAUCUUGAAGAAGGACAAGGGAUAGUUGGGAAAGCUCUUCAAUCUAAUCAUCCCUUCUUUUAUCCUGACGUGAAGGCAUAUAAUAUUAAUGAGUAUCCGCUGGUCCAUCAUGCACGCAAGUUUGGUUUGAAUGCUGCCGUUGCAAUCAGGCUGAGAAGCACAUACACUGGUGCUGAUGAUUAUAUACUCGAAUUCUUUCUACCUGUCAAUAUGAAAGGAAGCUCAGAACAGCAACUUUUAUUGAACAAUCUCUCUGGUACCAUGCAAAGAAUGUGCCGGAGCUUGAGAACAGUUUCAAAGGACGAAUUAUUGGGGGCCAAGGAUCCUGAUGCUGGAUUCCAGAGUGGAAUGGUUGGUAAGUCUGCAACUACGUCCAGGAGAAACUCACAGUCUACGGUUACAGACAGUGAAACAAGGGUAUCUAACUCAAUAAAUGAUGGAACUAAAGCGGAAUGCCCUAAGAAGCAGCAGACGACUAAUGGUACACGGAGGCAGGCGGACAAAAAACGUAGCACAGCUGAAAAAAACGUGAGCUUUAGCGUUCUUCAGCAAUAUUUUUCUGGGAGUCUCAAGGAUGCAGCGAAGAGCAUUGGUGUUUGCCCAACAACCCUGAAAAGAAUAUGCAGACAACAUGGGAUUCUGAGGUGGCCUUCCCGUAAAAUAAACAAGGUAAACCGUUCGUUGGGGAAAAUACAGACGGUUCUCGAUUCUGUGAAGGGGGUGGAGUGUAGACUGAAGUUUGAUCCAACUACAGGGGGUCUUAUGGCAGCCGGUUCUCUUAUUCCAGAGCUUAAUGGGCAGAACAGUCCUCUCUUCUCUGAUAACAAUCCAUCUAUAAUAAACCUCGAGCCGUUACCUCGGGAUGUAAAUUCAGUUCCUCCUAUCCCUUUCGAUAGUCAGAACCCCCCCGUGAAGUUGGAAAUGGACGACCAAAGAAACUCGUCGAGGAGUCUUCUUAUUCCUGAGAAGGAACCCAGUGUUUGCCAGCUUGAUUGUAGUGAAGGUUCAAAGUCCACUGGGUUAGAUGCUGCAUCAUGCCAGCUUUCUGGCCUGGAUGUGAUGGAUUGGGAUGUCCCAGGGAAUGCCGCAGGUAGUGUUACGGCUAGAAAAGGCAACGGAUUGGAUUUUGUUGAGAAUAAUUUGAGGUCAUGCUCUUUUGGGGCUGCCAACGGGGUGGGAACCAUGUGGGAAGGCAGCGAUGGAAUGAAUGAACAUUACCAGCCAACUACUUCAAGCAUGACGGACUCAUCGAAUGGCUCUGGCUUAUUGAUCCACGGGAGUUCGUCCAGCGGUCAGAGCGUCGAGGAGAGGAAGCAUUUGCAAGAAAAAACUAGCUGUGUUGACAGUGAUUCAAAGAUCGUUGUAAAAGCUUCAUACAAAGAAGACACGGUUCGAUUCAAGUUUGAUCCGUCUUUAGGAUAUCUCCAGCUCUAUGAAGAAGUUGGCAAGAGAUUCAAAUUAAACCAGGGGACAUUCCAGCUCAAAUACCUCGAUGACGAAAAAGAAUGGGUGAUGCUAGUUAGCAAUUCAGACAUGCAGGAAUGUCUUGAGGUGAUGGACGAGAUCGGCACCAGAAACGUGAAGUUUCUCGUACGCGAUAUCACAUGUGCCGUGGGCAGUUCUGGCAGCAGUAGCUGCUACCUAUCUGGAGGUUCAUGAAAAGCAUUUGAUACCUCCACAGUUCGAUAAAGACUCGACCAUUGUUUCUACAGUAUUUCCAUCAACAAGUUGCUGAGAAAGGAAGGUCAAUCAUGCCGCUGCACUCAAAACCAUCACGGUUCUCAAUCGGGAACCGAUACAUAGAAAGUAUCUUCAUAUACAUCCUUUCUCUUCCACACUUUUUGAUCUCUUCUCUGUUUUCAGGCCUCUCAAGGUUCUGAAAGUUGAAAGCACUCCAACGUUUGGGUCGAGUCAAGGUGAGCUCACGGACUCAUACCGAAUUAGAAUCACGGCCGUUCACUCGUAAGUCGAACAGCUUUGUAGAUGAAGAAUUAGGAAGCAUCCUGUUUCAAAAUGGCUAUAUCUUGUAAUCAUGUUUGCAUUACAUUAGUGAAGAGGUGAUAGAAAUUAGUUUAUAUCCAAUGUGAUUAUUUUUUUGGUGUAAUGUAAGUUCUAAAUAAAGUUUGGAAUUGGUAGCUGUGGUAUCUGGACAAGGAAAAUAAUGUAAAAAUUGUUCAUCUUGGUGAGCAGAUUUGACUGAUUCUUGCC
Cucurbita moschata (crookneck pumpkin) is the source of this 4261-nucleotide messenger RNA. Its product is annotated as protein NLP9-like. The transcript is spliced from 5 exons. Bases 803 to 3712 code for a protein of 969 amino acids. Lineage: Eukaryota; Viridiplantae; Streptophyta; Magnoliopsida; Cucurbitales; Cucurbitaceae. The record is from RefSeq and is a predicted model, not a curated record. Gene Ontology annotation, molecular function: protein binding; DNA-binding transcription factor activity.